This is a messenger RNA of Symbiodinium sp. CCMP2592, 1626 nucleotides long. NCBI's taxonomy places the organism in Eukaryota, Dinophyceae, Suessiales, Symbiodiniaceae. The record is from the annotation of a GenBank genome assembly.
AUGUGGUCCAGGCUUCAGACGGCAAGAUCCAGUUCGACGCACCGAUUGAAAACAAUGGUCUUCGAGUAUGCCUUCGAUUGCGCCCGGGGUAUCUCGACCUCUUCUCUGGAGCAGGACCUACUUGAUCGAGAAGUGCAAAACCGCAUUAGGUCGGCUCAGUUUCCACUGGGAAAGCCAGGACUGACUCGGGAACAGGCUCUAAAAGUCGAGAAAGGCAACCAGCUUGCCAAGUUCAUGUGCGAGCUGAUUGAGUUGUGCAUCGAUCUUCGUUUGUCAUUUUGGAUAAAAAACCCUGCUGCGUCUUUUCUCUGGAGCACACCCAAACUGCGCAGGCUUUCAGAGCAUCCCAGUGUCGGUUUCUGGUCGUUUGACUUUUGUGUCUUCGGGGCACCUUGGCGAAAAAGGACAAAAAUCUUCACCAACACCUGUCUGAGGCAUCAGAACACCUUCUGUAGAGGCGGACACGUGCACCAGAUCUUACGCGGCAGGUCCACCUUUCACCGAUGCUCUUGGACGAAGGUAGCCGGACCUUAUCCUCGGCGGCUCAGCCUCUGCAUCGCAAUGGCCCUUGCCUUACUGCAGGUGCUGGUGAUCGCGCAGAGUUUGAGGAACUUGCGGGAGGUGCCUGCGCUUCGGGUCUUCAUGCCCAAGCGCACGACUGCUGCUGAACGGGCCGCUUUACGGGCCGGAGUGCGUCUAGAAGCUGUUUCCCUCGUUGAAGCAAAGACUGAAAAGCUCGAAGUCAAGCUUUGGGAGGGUUUUCUAGAAUGGCUCCAAGAAGACUGUGGAUCCGACGCCGCCAGAGAACUUUGUGCCUUGGCAGCUACUCUGGCCCCGUUGCUCCAGCUCUACGGCGAGCAUCUGUUCUCAGUGGGCGCGACUCUGAGUGCUUAUAGGCACAUUAUUGCUUUCGCUCAGCGGCGCCUGCCAGAUUUCAAGUUCCAUUCAAAAGUCUGUUGGGAUUAUGUCAGCAAAUGGGAAGCCAUCGAACCGCUCGUUCACAGAGCUCCUAUACCCGAACAACUUUGCGAUGCCAUGGCAUCGUUAGCCCUUGCGUGGGGCUGGCCACGAUUUGCGUUGAUCCUCUUGAUUGCCUACCGCGGGAUUCUUAGACUAGGUGAGGUCGCCAGAGCAAGCAGGAGUGACCUUGUUCUGCCGAGCGACCUUCUCAGUGACACAGUCUCGCGGUUGUUCUUCCGAGUACGGCAGCCUAAGACUGGAAAGCGUGGAGGAGGACGACAGCAGCACGCCAGUGUUCGAGAUGAAGCUGUUGUUCGGGCCUGUGAAAGUUUGUUCGGCUCAGCUUCUCCUGACACAGCUUUGUUUCCUCUUUCCGUGCAAACCUUCCGCAGACGCUGGGAUCAGAUCUUAGAUGCCCUUGAAGUUCCGAAAAGCCUCGGGCUGACCCCUGGAGGCGUUCGCGGAGGUGCAGCUGUCAGUGCCUACCAUCACGGCACACCGAUCUACGAACUGCUCUGGCAGAUGAGGAUACAGCAUAUUCCGACUUUACAGCACUAUCUCCAAGAGAUGGCCGCAGAAAACGUGUUAGGCCACCUUUCGUCUUCAUCGAAGCGGGCAAUCACGAGUGCCGCAUCGUGCUUGCCUGUUUUUCUUGCGGCGGUUUGA